AUGGAUGAAGAAAGUGAGAAAUGGGCCAGAAUCCUGUGGGACUACCUUUGUUUGCAUCAGCCUCUGAAAAAAAGUGACGUGAUAAUUGGACUUGGUUGUCAUGACCUGCGGGUUGCAGAGAGGUCAGCGACUCUAUUUUUAGAGGGAUGGGCUCCAUGGCUUCUCUUCACCGGCAACCUGGGCAAACAGACAGCAGGCGUUUGGACCAGACCGGAGGCUGAUGUCUUUCUGGAUGUUGCACUUCGGAUGGGAGUUCCAAGGAUGAACAUCUUGCUGGAGACAGAAGCUACAAACACUGGGGAGAAUAUCCGCUUCUCUCACAGGGUCCUCAAGGAAAGAAACAUUCCAGUCUCCAGUGUCAUCCUUGUGCAGCAGCCCUUCAUGGAACGUCGAGUUUAUGCCACCUUCAUGCGCCAAUGGCCUGACCUGAGAGAGCUCAAACAUGCCAUUGUGACUUCACCCCAGUUAAGCAUCUUUGAAUACCCUCAUCCAACUGUGGGCACAGCCUCUGAUCUUAUCUGCUACAUGCUUGGUGUGGUGGAGAGAAUCAGGGACUAUCCUGAUAAAGGCUUCCAGGUGGAACAGCAGAUUUCUACCAGCGCCCUCUCUGCAUACCACUGGUUUCUCCAGGCUGGCUACUGUCCCAAGUAAACAACGCACACUACACUGGUGUUAAAACUGCAGGUACCAUUUAAAUCAGCAGUAUGGGGAUGUCCCCCAGGGUCCACGCAGUUAUGUUCA
Molecule: messenger RNA, 741 nt
Organism: Cheilinus undulatus (humphead wrasse)
Lineage: Eukaryota; Metazoa; Chordata; Actinopteri; Labriformes; Labridae
Exons: 5
Coding region: 1-651 (216 amino acids)
Cellular component (GO): plasma membrane
Source: RefSeq, a predicted model, not a curated record